Oryza brachyantha (malo sina) is the source of this 2201-nucleotide messenger RNA. Its product is annotated as probable protein S-acyltransferase 22. Gene Ontology annotation, cellular component: endoplasmic reticulum; Golgi apparatus. Gene Ontology annotation, molecular function: protein-cysteine S-palmitoyltransferase activity. Bases 217 to 2025 code for a protein of 602 amino acids. Gene Ontology annotation, biological process: peptidyl-L-cysteine S-palmitoylation; protein targeting to membrane. The record is from RefSeq and is a predicted model, not a curated record. The transcript is spliced from 9 exons. Lineage: Eukaryota; Viridiplantae; Streptophyta; Magnoliopsida; Poales; Poaceae.
UAAUACUUGAGUUAGUGCGAGGGAGGGGGGAUCAAAUGCAGGCUGCUCAAUAACUGACACAAAAAAUAAAUACCAACAUGAAAACCAGAGUUCUUGGCUGCUCCAUAUUCGCAUUGUGAUCUACAGAGCUUGCAAAGGGCGGAAGAAAAAGCCAUGGUUCUUGAUACAUUUAUGCUUUGGUGAUUCUUGGUGUUUCUGAGAGGGAUUCUUGUGGCGAUGAGGAAGCAUGGGUGGCAGCUACCUUACCAUCCUCUGCAGGUGGUUGCGAUAGCAGUUUUUCUGGCACUGGGCUUUGCCUUCUAUGUCUUCUUUGUGCCAUUUGUGGGAAGGAGUGAGCUUCAGUAUGUGCUCAUGGGUCUCUACACUCCACUGAUUACAUGUGUUGUCAUGCUAUACAUCUGGUGUGCUGCAACUAAUCCCGGUGAUCCGGGCAUUUUUAAAGCAAAGAAACAUCCAAGAUUAGAUAAGGAUGGAAAGCAAACACAAGAAAAUUCAGAACAUGAAUUACACCACGGAGGAAAGUCAUUCAGCGAUGGCUGUAGUGUUGUUAAUAACAGUGAGAGGUUAAGCAAUAUGUUUGAAGGGAAUGUUCCAUCUUCUCAUCCUGGAUUGUGUGGGAUUCCUUAUGUGCUAUGCACCCCAUUUUCUUGCUUAUGGAAAAGAUGCUUCCACUCUGACGAUCAAUCUUCGCAACAGCACUCAAGUGAAGAAGGCAUGUUCUUCUGCAGCUUAUGUGAAGUUGAGGUGUUGCAGCACAGUAAGCAUUGUAGAGUCUGCGACAAGUGUGUUGAUGGUUUUGAUCAUCACUGCAGGUGGCUCAACAAUUGCAUAGGAAAAAGAAACUACAAAAGAUUCUUCAUUCUAAUGGCUUCAGCAGUUCUCCUGCUUAUAAUGCAGUGGUUAGUGGGCAUUCUUGUGCUGAUUCUCUGUUUAAUGAAGCGGGGGGAGUUCUCCGGACAGAUCGUUUCAAAGCUAGGAAGUAGCUUCUCAACAGCUGCUUUUGUGAUUGUUGUGAUGACAUGUACUUUACUAGCAAUGCUUGCAACAAUACCCCUUGCCCAACUUUUCUGCUUCCAUGUUCUGCUCAUUAAGAAAGGCAUAACUACAUACGAUUAUAUUGUAGCUUUGAGAGAACAAGAAGAGCAGCAGGAGGUUACAGAGCACCAAAGCCCACAGAUGUCCAUCAUUAGCUCUGUCACAGGAUUUAGCACAACUAGCUCAUUUGCGCCUCUUCAGCGUGGUUCAUGGUGCACUCCAACACGUCUGUUCCUUGAAGAUCAGCAUGUCAUUCCCCCAGAAAUGCCACAGAACACUUGGAGCAAGAAGGCAAAGCAAUCUGAUACCGCCAAACGAAAGCCCGCAGGACCCGUAAAAAUCAGUCCAUGGACAUUGGCUCGCCUCAAUGCAGAGGAGGUCUCAAAGGCAGCCGCGGAAGCGAAGAAGAAGUCCAAAGUUCUUCACCCAAUCAUGAGAAACGAAAAUCCUAAGCAUCAUGCCAAGACACGAACCGACGUAGGAGAGCAGUUCCUAUCAGAAAAUUCCGUCGAUCCCACUACCACCACCAGGACACCCGAUAGCAACUGCAGCGACGUGGAGGAGGACAUGGAAACAUGUGGCAGCCUAGCCCCACUGAAGCAUGAACCAAGGAGCGUCUUCCAACCCAGCAUCGCAUCAUCAUCGAUCAGAAACCUAACAGGAUCACCCCAGAGCAGCCUGGACUCGCCUGAUCUCCACCCGUUCCGUGUCUCGAUGUCCGGUGGAGGGGCGGACGAGCUCCGCAGCUUCAUGUCGCUCGCAGCUUCAGAAUUAUCCACUGCUCCCAAGAGCAGCGUCGCGCUGUCGAGAUCGACGAGCGGUGGGUACGAGGCCUCGGGAGGCGAGGACAGCGACCGCAUCCCGUCGAAGAUCGUUCACCGGUCCUCCAAUUGGUCCAAUGCGAUCCUCAAUUCUGGCCGGCGAGAAACCGGAGCUGAUCUCACCUUGCCAACAUCUGAGAGAUUCUUUGCAAACACCAGGUUUAGCUAGCUUGUCAUUUUGCUGUGCUUCUGCUAGUUGUGAAUUGGCUGUAGGAUUUUGCUAACCUGUUUGUUGCCUUGUUGGUUAGAAGCUGUAGGUUUUGUUGCACCUGUGAGUGACUGAUCUGUGGCAGGACAUUUUUGGGAGCUUUUUCACUGAAGUUUAUUUUCCAGCCUUGACUUUUA